AUGGAGGGAAGACUAGAAGGCAAAAUUGACAUUCUUGCCUCAAGACCCUUUCUAAGUGAUGAGUCAACCAGUUUUCUUAAACAGGAUUCGAUGAAAUCCAUUCUUGAAAAAAAUGAGGAGGCACUGUCUCAAGCAGUAAAGUGUCGAGAUGCAGCCCUGAAAGAAAGCCAGAAGUUAAAAGGGGACCUGGAGGCUUUGGAGGACAAGGAAAACAAGAAGGUGGGAAACUUUCAGCAACAGUUAGCAGAGGCUAAAGAAGACAACUGCAAAGUCACAAUAAUGUUGGAAAAUGUGCUGGCUUCUCACAAUAAGAUGCAAGAAGCUCUGGAGAAAGUGCAGAUAGAGCUUGGGCGAAGGGAUUCAGAGAUUGCAGGCCUCAAGAAAGAAAGGUCUCUAAAUCAGCAAAGAGUGCAGAAGCUUGAGGCCGAAGUGGACCAGUGGCAGGCCAGAAUGCUUAUUGUGCAGGCACAGCACAGCAGUGAGAUGGAGCCACUACAGAAAUCUCUAGAUAUAACUAGAGAAGACAACAGGAAACUGGCCAUGAACCUAGAGCAAGCUCUCCAGACAAAUGGUCAUCUUCAGUCUAAGCUAGACCAUGUCCAAGAAAAACUGAAAAGCAGAGAACUUGAGCGACAGAAUUUGGAAACCUUCAAAGAACGGAUGGCUGAGGAAUCCAAAGUAGAAGCAGAAUUGCAUGCUGGCCGCAUAGAAGCUCUAAGAAAGCAAUUUCAAACUGAGAGAGAAACUUUGAAGAAAGCAGCACAGCGGGAAGUCUCUGAGCAAAUAGAAACAGAAUUGAGGCAAAUGGAGAUGAUUAAGGAUCAGUAUCAGAAAAAGAACUAUGAACAGUCAUUGAAUAUCCAGAGAUUUGUAUCAGAAAUGAAUACCCUGCAGAAAGAGAUGCAGCUCUUAGCCCAGAGCCAAUAUGAAACCUCUGCACAGAAUAAACAGCAAGAGUUGCAACUAAUAACAGAGCGGAAAGUUAGGCAGGAACUAGAAAACCGGUGCCAGGAAUUGGAAGAAACUAUCAGACACCUGAAGAAAUGUAAAGAAGCAACUGAAAAUAAGCUAAAAGAAGCCAGUAUGGAAUCAGAACAGAUAACAGCUAAUCUGGAAGAAGCUCACCGCUGGUUUAAGUGCAGGUUCAAUGGCCUACAGCUUGAGCUGAUGAAAAACCACCGGCUGCAGAAGCUUCCCCAGGAAGACAGGUGACCAGAAGAGGAUCAAGAUAUAAGACACAAUGCUGUAUCCAGCCAGUCUAUUCUGCAUCGAUGGGAGAUCAAACAGAAUCUUGGGCUUAUGCCCAAAAAGUAUCAUUCUGAGACAGAAAGGAAGAAAUGUCCCUGACAAGGAGCUUCUUCAUGUGGAGCUGCACCACCCUGAUUCUGCUGGCCAGCAUGUAGGACUGGCCUGUCUCUGCAUCCUAAGAACAUGAUGUGGGCUGAAGAUUUGGACUUCAUCCUUUGUGAACUCUUUUAUAUUACUGCAGAACCCACCCAUCCUCUUUGUCCAUUCCCUAUUU
Molecule: messenger RNA, 1522 nt
Organism: Nannospalax galili (Upper Galilee mountains blind mole rat)
Lineage: Eukaryota; Metazoa; Chordata; Mammalia; Rodentia; Spalacidae
Product: coiled-coil domain-containing protein 150
Exons: 11
Source: RefSeq, a predicted model, not a curated record